Metarhizium album ARSEF 1941 is the source of this 1026-nucleotide messenger RNA. Its product is annotated as Bax Inhibitor family protein. The transcript has 2 exons. The record is from RefSeq and is a predicted model, not a curated record. The coding region runs from base 1 to 1026 and encodes 341 amino acids. Lineage: Eukaryota; Fungi; Ascomycota; Sordariomycetes; Hypocreales; Clavicipitaceae. Gene Ontology annotation, cellular component: mitochondrial inner membrane.
AUGUCGCUCACUCCAAGUGUACGGCAAAGCCCUCUGCGCCUGGCGCAACGGCUCCCCGGACUCUCCAACACGGCGUUCCGAUCAGCUGGGCCUGUCCGAAGCUUCCACAGGCCCGCAAAGCCCACGGCCAACUUCUUCACCCCGCGCGUCUCAUGCAUUGCCACCCGAAACGCCUUUGCCCGUGGCAGUAGCCGCUCAUACUACCAGGAGGCUGCGCAGCAGGCAGCCAGCGGCACUGGUAUGCGCAAGCUGCUGGUGGGGGGUGCCAUUUUCGGCGGCACCCUUGUGGCCAUCAAUGCCAUUUUCAACCGCGAGACGAGAGACGAUGGCGGCAUGCCACUAUAUGAGCGCGAGUACUUGAACAACACCUUUCUGCACACCGGCCUGGGCGUCGGCAUCAUUGGUUUGACGGCGCGGCAGAUGGUGCAAAGCGGAUUUGUCUACCGGUUGAUGGUGACGAACCCUUGGGUCGUGGGACUGGGUGGUUUGGCGCUGAGCUUUGCCACCAUGAUUGGAACUCGUUCGAUCAGCCCUGACAACUACGUGCCCAAGUACGCGCUGUGGACAGCAUUCAACGCCACACAAGCUGCCUUCAUCGCCCCUCUCCUGGCUUUUGUCCCGGGCCCGCUCCUCGCUCGCGCCGGUCUCUACACGGUCGCCAUGAUGGGCGCUCUGUCUGUCGUGGGUGCGACUGCCAAGCAGGAAAAGUACCUGUACAUCGGUGGUCCUCUCCUGGCUGGUGCCGCCAUCGUUGCCGUCUCUGGCUUCGCUCCGCUGCUUGUCCCCGCCACGGCCGUCCGCACGCUCGCGUUCACGGAGAGCAUCUGGCUGUAUGGCGGACUGGCCGUGUUUGGCGGCUUUACGCUGUACGACGUGCAAAAGGUGCUGUAUCACGCGCGCAUGGCGCAGGCCGGAGUGAUACAGCGCGACCCCGUCAACGAGAGCAUCUCACUGGAGCUGGACUUUUUGAACAUUUUCGUCCGCAUGGUUCAAAUCUUGAUGAUGAACCAGAACCGCCGAAAGUAA